ACGUGCUUCCUGGGGCAUGCUGGCGUGUGAAGCGCAGAGGAUUUUGUGUACAUUGGGAAGGAGAAGAGCUGUGAGGGAUCUUCUUGGAAAAGCUCAGAGCUGCUGCAAUCGCUGCAGCCUGAUAACAGACAGAAGAGGUCAGAGGAGCAUCUCAGCGCACGGUCCGACUCGACCUCUGUCCUGCUGCAGGUUCCUGGGGUCCAUGGAGGAGUCCAAACUGUCACUGGCCAUCCCAGUGGGGGAGAAGAGGGCCUGCCUGGAGGAGGAGCCAGCCCAGGUUGCCAAGAGACCCCGAGUGCAGGGGGCGGUGUUUAAAAAUGGGGGCGCUGUCCCGGAGACACCUCAGGAGCCAGAGGACGAUAAGGAGGAUGAGAAUGAGGAGGAGAGCGAGGCGGAGGAGCUGAGCGAGGCCGAGGCGGAGGCGGAGGGGGAGACCUUCGCUGACAUGAUGAAGCACGGGCUGACGGAACAGGACGUGGGAAUCCUGAAGUUUGUCAGCGACCACGAGGGCUUUUCUGGGAUCCUGAAGGAGAGGUAUUCUGACUUCGUGGUGCACGAGAUCAACAAGGACGGGAAGAUAGUGCAUCUGGAUGACCUUAGUGUGCCAGUGGAGGCAGAGGAGCUCCCUGCUGCUCAGCCAGAGGAACCGCAGGUCCUGACUGAGGAGCAGAAGCAACAGCUGGAGGAGCUGCAGCUGUUCAAGAACAAGGAGGGAAACGUGGCCAUAGAGGUGCUGGAGGAUACGAAAGAGAAACGCACUGUUCUGCACAAGGCUGUGAAGACCCUGUUCCCCGGCCUGGAGACCAAGACCGAGGAGAGGGAGGGCCGCAAGUUCAUAGUGGCCUAUCACGCGGCCGGGAAGAAGGCUCUGGCAGUGGUCAGAGCCGCAGCAGCCCCCAGGAAGCACUCCUGGCCCAAGACCCGGGGCAGUUACUGCCACUGUGUGCUGUACAAGGAGAACAAGGACACCAUGGACGCCAUCAAUGUGCUGUCCAAGUUCCUCAGGGUGAGGCCCAACCUCUUCUCCUAUAUGGGGACAAAAGACAAGAGAGCCAUCACAGUGCAAGAAAUCGCUGUGCUCAAGAUCAGCGCUGAGAGGAUGGCCCAUCUCAACAAGUGCCUGAUGAACUUCAAACUGGGAAACUUCUCCUACAGGAAGCACCCUCUGAAACUCGGGGAGCUGAAGGGUAACCAUUUCACUGUGGUCCUCAGGAACAUCUCAGGUACGGAGCAGCAGGUGCAGCAGGCCAUGACCUCCCUCAGGGACACCGGCUUCAUCAACUACUACGGCAUGCAGCGCUUUGGCACGACCGCCGUGCCCACCUACCAGGUCGGCAGGGCCAUCCUGCAGAAUAACUGGACUGAAGUGGUGGAUCUGAUCCUGAAACCUCGUCCCGGAGCGGAGAAGGGCUACCUGGUUCGCUGCCGGGAGGAGUGGGCUCUCUCCCAGGACCCGGAGGCCGCGCUAAAGAAGCUUCCGGUGAAGCGCUGCGUGGAGGGCCAGCUGCUCCGCGGCCUGUCCAAGUAUGGCAAGAACAACAUCGUCACCGCGUUCGGCCUGAUCCCCCGGAACAACCGGCUGAUGUACAUCCACAGCUACCAGAGCUACGUGUGGAACAGCAUGGUGAGCCGGCGUGUGGAGGCGUUCGGCCUGAAGGCGGUGCAGGGAGACCUGGUGCUCAGGGGAGGUACUGCACACGUUCUGUCUGAAGCUGAUGCUGAGAACCACUCCAUCCACGAUGUGGUGAUGCCUCUUCCAGGGUUCGAUGUCAUCUACCCCACACACCAUGUGGGUGAGGGCUACAGGGAGAUGCUGAAAGCGGAUAACCUGGACAUCGACAACAUGAGACACAGGGUACGGGACUACUCCCUCGCCGGGGCCUACCGAAAAAUCAUCAUCCGCCCUCAGGACGUGAACUGGGAGGUGAUUCACUAUGACGACCCCCGGAUCUCGCUGGUGCACACCGACCUGGAGAAGCUGGAGGACAAGCCGCCACCGGUCUUCAACAAAGAGGGGAAGUACAGAGCUCUGAGGAUGGAGUUCUCCCUGCCAUCCUCCACCUACGCCACCAUGGCCAUCAGAGAGGUGCUGAAGAUGGACACCAGCAUCAAGAACCAGACGCAGCUGAACACCACCUGGCUGAACUGACACGCGCGCACACACACACACACGCACACACACACACACACACACACACACAC
Messenger RNA from Megalops cyprinoides (Indo-Pacific tarpon), 2202 nucleotides. RefSeq names its product pseudouridine synthase 7 (gene pus7). Lineage: Eukaryota; Metazoa; Chordata; Actinopteri; Elopiformes; Megalopidae. Gene Ontology annotation, cellular component: nucleus. Gene Ontology annotation, molecular function: RNA binding; pseudouridine synthase activity. Bases 17 to 2149 code for a protein of 710 amino acids. Gene Ontology annotation, biological process: pseudouridine synthesis. The transcript is spliced from 18 exons. The record is from RefSeq and is a predicted model, not a curated record.